UUUUACGCAAUGGGUUUGCCGCCAGAACACAGGUGUCGUGAAAACCACCAGUAACUCAAACCCAAGAUGGGAAAGGAAAAGACUCACAUCAACAUCGUCAUCAUUGGACACGUAGACUCCGGCAAGUCCACCACUACUGGCCAUCUGAUCUAUAAAUGUGGGGGCAUGGACAAAAGAACCAUCGAGAAAUUUGAGAAGGAGGCUGCUGAGAUGGGGAAGGGCUCCUUCAAGGAUGACUGGGUCUUGGAUAAACUGAAAGCUGAACGGGAGCGCAGUAUCACCAUUGACAUCUCCCUGUGGAAAUUCGAGACCAGCAAAUAUUACGUGACCAUCAUUAAUGCCCCAGGACAUAGAGACUUCAUCAAAAACAAGAUUACAGGCACAUCUCAGGCCGACUGUGCUGUCCUGAUUGUUGCUGCUGGUGUUGGUGAAUUUGAAGCAGGCAUCUCCAAGAAUGGACAGACUCAUGAGCAUGCCCUUCUGGCCUACAUGCUGGGUAUGAAACAGCUGAUGGUUGGCGUUAACAAAAUGGAUUCCACUGAGCCACCCUAUAGCCAGAAAAGAUACGAGGAAAUUGUUAAAGAAGUCAGCACCUACAUUAAGAAAAUCGGCUACAACCCUGACACAGUAGCAUUUGUGCCAAUUUCUGGUUGGAAUGGUGACAACACGCUGGAGCCAAGUGCUAACAUGCCUUGGUUCAAGGGAUGGAAGGUCACCCGUAAAGAUGGCAAUGCCGGUGGAACCACGCUGCUUGAAGCUCUGGAUUGCAAUCUGCCACCAACUUGUCCAACUGACAAGGCCUGCGUCUGCCCCUCCAGGAUGUCUACAGAAUUGGUGGUAUUGGGACUGUCCCUGUGGGCCGAGUGGAGACUGGUGUUCUCAAGCCCGGCAUGGUGGUCAGCUUUGCUCCAGUCAAUGUUACAACUGAAGUAAAGUCUGCUGAAAUGCACCAUGA
Molecule: messenger RNA, 955 nt
Organism: Myotis daubentonii (Daubenton's bat)
Lineage: Eukaryota; Metazoa; Chordata; Mammalia; Chiroptera; Vespertilionidae
Product: putative elongation factor 1-alpha-like 3
Exons: 1
Coding region: 67-933 (288 amino acids)
Source: RefSeq, a predicted model, not a curated record